Sceloporus undulatus (fence lizard) is the source of this 5465-nucleotide messenger RNA. RefSeq names its product fibroblast growth factor receptor 1 (gene FGFR1). Lineage: Eukaryota; Metazoa; Chordata; Lepidosauria; Squamata; Phrynosomatidae. Gene Ontology annotation, molecular function: fibroblast growth factor binding; fibroblast growth factor receptor activity; ATP binding. The transcript has 18 exons. Gene Ontology annotation, biological process: positive regulation of cell population proliferation; protein phosphorylation; multicellular organism development. The record is from RefSeq and is a predicted model, not a curated record. Gene Ontology annotation, cellular component: membrane; signaling receptor complex. The coding region runs from base 603 to 3065 and encodes 820 amino acids.
AGGAGGCAGCAGGAGCCGGGAAGAAGGAGGCGAAGGAGGAGGCGGCGAAGGCGGCUUUGGCGGCUGGCUGCGAGUCCCCUUCUCCUCCUCCUCCUCUUCCUCCGGGAGCGGGCUCCUUUUGGGCCCCGUUUGCCUCCAAGAAGAAGAAGAAGGCGGCGAGAGAGAGAGAGAGAGAGAGCUCCAGCCCCGAAGAGCCCCUUCAGCCUCUCCAUCUCCUCCCCUUCCUUCCUUCCUUCCUUCCAGCCUCCAUCCGAGACUCAGCCGGGGCUGGAGCCCCUUUCUUCCCCAGACAGACCCAGCCCUUUCCCGCCUCCUUGGAGGGUCUCCCCACAGACGGAGGGGGCUUUCUUCGGGGGCUGCUUUUGGGGGGCUUUUGGGACCCUUGGAGGCCAGAAGAGGAGAAGAAGAAGGAGAGAAAGGAGGACCAGCCCCGGCGCCCCUGCUCUCCUCCUUCCCCGUGUUCAAAUGCCUGUACUCUGGAGAACAAGCGGCUGAGGAGAACCAAGCAACAGACUUUCCUUCCAUUUGCUAAAAGGUACCCAAAGUCGAAGCCCUCAUGGAGUCUAGGAGCACAGUUGCCAACCAGUAGCUGGAGAACUGGGAUGUUUACGUGGAAGUGCCUCAUUCUUUGGGCUGUGCUGGUCACAGCCACACUGACCUCUGCAAGACCAGCGCAAACCCUGCCAGAGCAAGUUCUGCCCAAAACAAGCAUUGAAGUGGAGUCUUUGUCGGCUCACCCUGGCGACCCCCUCCAGUUGCGCUGCCGGCUACGGGAUGAUGUUCAGAGCAUCAACUGGGUUCGAGACGGGGUCCAGCUGGCAGAGAACAACCGGACACGCAUCACAGGGGAGGAGGUGGAAGUCAGGGACGCUGUGCCCGAGGACUCAGGGCUUUAUGCUUGUGUGACCAACAGCCCCUCGGGAAGUGAGACCACCUACUUCUCCGUUAACGUCUCAGAUGCUCUUCCAUCCGCUGAAGAUGAUGACGAUGACGAUGAUUCCUCCUCAGAGGAGAAAGAGGCAGACAACUCCAAGCCAAACCAAGCUAUUCCCCCAUACUGGACUUAUCCGGAGAAGAUGGAGAAGAAGCUCCAUGCAGUCCCUGCUGCCAAGACAGUGAAGUUUAGAUGCCCAUCCAGUGGGACACCUACUCCUUCGUUGCGUUGGUUGAAGAAUGGUAGGGAAUUCAAACCUGACCAUCGUAUUGGUGGAUACAAGGUCCGUCAUGCAACCUGGAGUAUCAUCAUGGAUUCAGUUGUGCCGUCGGAUAAAGGCAACUACACCUGUAUUGUGGAGAACAAAUACGGAACGAUCAACCACACCUAUCAGCUUGAUGUUGUUGAGAGAUCACCCCACCGGCCUAUUUUACAAGCUGGGCUCCCAGCAAACAAGACUGUCUCCUUGGGUAGCAAUGUGGAAUUUGUUUGCAAAGUCUACAGUGACCCUCAGCCUCACAUCCAGUGGCUAAAGCACAUUGAGGUCAAUGGGAGCAAGAUUGGGCCAAAUAACUUGCCUUAUGUGCAGGUCUUGAAGACGGCUGGUGUUAACACAACUGACAAAGAAAUGGAAGUCCUUCACUUAAGGAAUGUCUCCUUUGAGGACGCUGGGCAGUAUACCUGUUUGGCGGGUAAUUCUAUUGGGAUCUCCCACCACUCUGCAUGGUUGACGGUUCUGGAAGCCAUCGAAGACAAGCCAGCUAUGAUGACCUCCCCUCUCUACCUGGAGAUCAUUAUAUACUGCACAGGGGGAUUCCUCAUCUCUUGUAUGAUUGUGACCAUCAUCAUAUACAAGAUGAAGAGCACCACCAAGAAGACCGACUUCAACAGCCAGCUGGCCGUACAUAAGCUGGCCAAGAGCAUCCCUCUGCGCAGACAGGUAACAGUAUCAGCUGACUCAAACUCCUCCAUGAACUCAGGUGUAAUGCUCAUGCGCCCCUCACGGCUUUCUUCCAGUGGGACCCCAAUGCUGGCGGGUGUCUCUGAGUAUGAGUUGCCAGAAGAUCCUCGCUGGGAGCUGCCCAGAGACAGGCUGAUUCUAGGUAAACCAUUGGGGGAAGGCUGCUUUGGGCAGGUAGUGCUCGCUGAAGCAAUUGGCCUAGACAAAGACAAACCGAACCGAGUAACUAAAGUGGCCGUAAAGAUGCUAAAAUCGGAUGCCACAGAAAAAGAUCUGUCUGACUUGAUCUCUGAGAUGGAGAUGAUGAAAAUGAUUGGCAAGCACAAGAACAUCAUCAACCUCCUUGGGGCUUGUACUCAGGAUGGUCCACUCUAUGUGAUAGUGGAGUAUGCAUCCAAAGGGAACCUGAGGGAAUACCUGCAGGCUCGGCGCCCUCCAGGCAUGGAGUAUUGCUACAACCCGACCCACCUCCCAGAAGAGCAGCUCUCUUUCAAAGACCUGGUGUCCUGUGCCUAUCAAGUGGCCCGAGGCAUGGAAUAUUUGGCAUCCAAAAAGUGCAUCCACCGAGAUCUGGCUGCCAGGAAUGUCCUGGUGACAGAAGACAGUGUGAUGAAGAUAGCUGAUUUUGGCCUGGCUCGAGAUAUCCAUCACAUAGAUUACUACAAGAAGACAACAAAUGGUCGCUUGCCGGUCAAGUGGAUGGCCCCUGAGGCUUUGUUUGACAGGAUAUACACCCAUCAGAGUGAUGUGUGGUCCUUUGGUGUUCUGUUGUGGGAGAUCUUCACACUGGGAGGAUCGCCGUACCCAGGAGUACCAGUGGAAGAACUCUUCAAGUUGCUGAAAGAGGGCCAUCGAAUGGACAAGCCUAGUAAUUGCACCAAUGAACUAUAUAUGAUGAUGCGAGACUGUUGGCAUGCUGUUCCUUCCCAGAGACCCACAUUUAAGCAGCUGGUAGAAGAUUUAGAUAGGAUUGUGGCCAUGACCUCUAACCAGGAAUACCUGGAUCUCUCCAUGCCACUGGACCAGUAUUCUCCCAGUUUCCCAGACACCCGCAGCUCAACCUGUUCUUCAGGAGAGGACUCUGUGUUUUCCCAUGACCCCCUCCCUGACGAACCUUGUCUUCCUAAACACCCCCCUCAGCUUGCCAAUGGAGGACUCAAAAGACGCUGAUACUGCAACUUCCAUGGGACCCUUUGCAAGCCCGCUGUGCAUACAAGUGUGGUGUGCGUGUGUGUGUCAAUGAGUGAAUGUGCAUACGCAUGUGUGUGCACUCCCCUUCCAGCUGGACUGGUGAUGGAGCGCCUACCGAGGCAGCCAUCAGAGUCACAUUUCGCUCUUGUAUUCAUGAACUGCAGAGAUUCCAUUCCAAAUAACCAAACUCACACCGCCAUCUUCUUCUCAAAGCUGCCAUUCUUGCAAGCCCCUCGACUUCUGGAAGAGGAGUCGGGAGGGAAUCUGUGCUUAAACAUUUCUCAUAGACUGCAGUUGAGCUGUUGUUGUAUUUUCCCCUUUUGGCCAGUGUCUUAUCAACAACAACAGAGGAGACCCAGAGGUUGGUUCCUAGAUAGCAACAUGCUGUCACUUCUCUUGGGAAGAAUAACAUUCCUAUGAAGAGGAGAGUCUUUUCCGCUCCUUUUUCCUAUUUGCUGACUGAAGCAAUCCAAUCCUUUGACAGCUCAAUAAGCUAAUAGUGGAGCUGAGGUGCAAACCUGCGGCAUCAACAUGUUACAGAUCCAGCUGCAACGUCUUCAUGCAAUCCAGCUGCAGCCCCUGCCAUUUGGAGUGCCUGCUGAAAAUCUGGUACCAAUCCAGGAUCCUCACUCGUGACCGCUUCCUCACUCUGGCACUCAUGCAGCGCAAUCCUGUGCCUUUCCACUCAGAAGUAAACCUCACUCUUUUCCAUGGGGUUUACUCCUAGGAUGACGUGCAUCAGGUUGCAGCCUUACGUUGUGCUUUGCUGACCAAACUUGGAAAGCGACCGAGGUACGAAAGCAUCCCGCAUCUUCGAAGCACUGACGUAUCACGACAAAGGAGGCCGCCAAAUGGAACCAGUGCUCAGAAGAUCAAAACCAACCAACAAAAAUCUUGUGUAUAUAGCUGCAAAAUGUAUAAAUAUGAAUUAUAUAUUUACAUGUCUUUUAAAAAAAACGGUCCUUACCAGAGAUAAUAUCACUUUGGUAGUAAGUUACUAGUGGCUGGUUAGGUAUCAGUUGCUAUGAAAAACAAAUCAUAUAUUUUGCUACUUUUGCCGGUUUUGUUUUUGUUUUUAAAUUAUGUUCUAAAACUUACUUCGGUUUAGGUACGUCAAUAAAAAUUGCUGCUGCUUCAGUUUUAUAUGAGGUCAUAUUAAACAGUGAUUUUUGUUGGUAACAUGGAUGCCUUUGGAGAGAUGUCAUGGAAUAACUCCCCCUCCCCACAUACUAUUAACCUUUGCUCUGGCCCCAUCUCUAGCCAUUUGAGGGACUUGUUGUAGCCUUUGGACUUGAGCCCCAGCUCAAAGACCCUCACUUCACCAUGCUGUGCAAAGAAAGGCGUGCACCCAUAGUUCAGUUAUUAGGUUCAAGAUUACAGUGUUGGUCACCCAUGCGGUUGUGUAGGAAGCCCAGUCCGGUGGAGUGGGGACACUUCUGGCUGGCAUUUUGGAGACUAAAGCAUCCAACCCCCUUUUGAGAGUGGGCAGCAGUGUUGUUAGUGCAAAUCCACAGACUAUCCUUACCUUUGCUUUGGUAACCAGGAACCCAGCACAGAAGCAUCUCGAGAGCCAUUGCCAGUCCCCUGGCCAAGUAAACCUUAUCCCUUCUUUGGGCAGUGCCAAAGAGGAACUCAGUGAGUGCCUUAGAAAUAGCCAUGAGGCCCUGCUUGUCAUGCCUAUUUUCCACUGGAGAAAUAGAAGAUAAAGGGGAACUCCACCUUUCCUCCUAAUCCUCCUAAUCAAUUCCUUCCUCCCACCCCUAUCUUUUUUGUUCAUAGGGAGAGCCUCACCAAAUGAUCGGGUGGUUUCUUCUCUCCCUAGUUCUUCCUAGUUGUUGUUUUGACCCUCAAGCCUUUAGAGGUCUUCAAGCUACAAUGAGGAUCCUCUCCUGUCCCCUGCCACACAAAAAAAGCAUCUUCCCCAGAAAUCUAUCUUCUCAAUAAACCUCAAUUAUUAAUCUAUAGUUUGAGCUUGAGGUGGAAUCAGACCUGUUUCCCUCGGCUGAUGCUCUGAAUGCCGCAACUAGCACUCACAACAUUGUCACUUGUCUACAGAAUCAGUAUCAACUUCUCAACUCCCAAAGCCAAUUCCCACCUCCAUCCUUGGUUCCCUUUUUGGUACUCUGGAAGCCAGAGCCAUGCCAGUCAUACUUGAAAGCUUGCCCUGCCUUUGUAUGGAAAUCAGAUUAUUAUGUUUAAAGGCAAAUUCUGCCAUGGAUUGGGAUUUCUUGUAACUUAUUUAUUUUUUUUAAAGAUUUGAACUGAGUCCUUGAAAUCUCCUAACGUUAGCUGAUAUUCCUGUUGCCUCUCUUUUGUGUGCCUUUUUUCCAGAAUCUUAUGAGGGGGAAAAUAAGAAUAAACCAUACACAUUUAUGUCAA